Hippocampus comes (tiger tail seahorse) is the source of this 794-nucleotide messenger RNA. Its product is annotated as collagen alpha-1(II) chain-like. The coding region runs from base 279 to 794 and encodes 171 amino acids. The record is from RefSeq and is a predicted model, not a curated record. The transcript has 7 exons. Gene Ontology annotation, biological process: dorsal/ventral pattern formation; negative regulation of BMP signaling pathway. Gene Ontology annotation, molecular function: BMP binding. NCBI's taxonomy places the organism in Eukaryota, Metazoa, Chordata, Actinopteri, Syngnathiformes, Syngnathidae.
CUGGUCCUUGGGAAUAUACGAAGAUUCAUUCAAGGUAACGGGGACAUAAAACUACUGCUUGUGGCCCUCAAAGUGGUCGGUGCUGAGCUUGUUCCUGCAGGUUCGAGUCCUGCCUGCUGGAUUCCCUCCCCCCCCUCCUUCUCCCUUGGUUGCCGCUCGACAAGGGUGACUGUUGAAUGGUGCUGCUUUGAAAUCGCUGGAGGACACACGAACUUUAGAGACUCCCUUUGCGCAAGAAGUUUCUCCUUCCAGGGCCACUGCGUGUCUAAUAUUUAGACAUGGUCAGCUUCCUGGAUUCAAGGACUCUACUGCUAUUUGCAGCCGCACAAGUGUGCCUAUUAGCCAUUGUCAGAUGUCAGGACGACAACCAGGAGGGUGCCCCUAGCUGCUUGCAGGACGGCCAACGUUAUAGCGACAAGGACGUGUGGAAGCCCGAGCCAUGUCGCAUCUGCGUGUGCGACACCGGGACUGUCCUAUGCGACGAAAUAGUCUGCGAGGAGCUCAGAGACUGCCCCAAGCCUGAAAUCCCAUUCGGAGAGUGUUGCCCCAUCUGCGCCGCUGACUCUUCGCCGCCCAUUGGAACACCUGGAGCUAAGGGCCAGAAAGGCGAACCCGGAGAUAUUACUGAUGUCGUAGGACCCAGAGGACCACCAGGCCCAAUGGGCCCACCAGGAGAGCAGGGAAAUCGCGGACCAAGAGGAGACAAGGGAGAGAAGGGCAAAUGGCCGUUGAAUAAGCCCACUGGGGGUUUCAUUGAUGUUACAAAGAGUUUUUUGUCUUUCUUCAAUGGCUGA